CGAGCAAUCACUUUCGAUCGUUCAGAAUAUUUUUAUACACGAUGUGUGAAACAAAUAUAACCAUAGAGUUUAGUGGGGGCGCUGAGCUGCUUUUUGGAAAGACAAAGAAACACAAUGUUGCCCUCCCAGAAUCCUCAGAACAAUGGACGAUAAAAUCUUUAUUGGUUUGGAUACGGGAUAAUAUGUUAAAAGAACGUCCAGAGCUCUUCAUGCAAGGAGAUACAGUACGGCCAGGAAUUCUGGUUCUAAUAAAUGAUGCAGACUGGGAGUUGAUGGGUGAAUUGGAAUACGCAGUUCAAAAUAGCGAUAGGAUAGUGUUUAUAUCAACCCUACAUGGAGGAUAGCACUAAGAGAAUGGAAGGGAACAAUAUUUUAAAUUAUAUGUACUAUGCUACAAAAACGAUAUAAGCAGUGACAGGGUGUGACAUAAGUGCCCCUCAGAGCCAGUAACUUCUGAUCAGGACCAGCUUUUUUACUAAAAGUUUACCAGGAGGUAAAUGACAUAGCAACUGGCUUGAAAUUCAUUUUCACCUGUAGGCCUACAUCUUCUACAAUGACACUCCCUGGACAAAGGUGCUAAAACUGGGCAUUUGUGGGAAACAUCUCAAUUGUUUCUGAACUGUUAGUCACAUCUUUAAUCUUUAUCAUACUGA
Messenger RNA from Owenia fusiformis, 653 nucleotides. The record is from the annotation of a GenBank genome assembly. Lineage: Eukaryota; Metazoa; Annelida; Polychaeta; Sabellida; Oweniidae.